UAUCUUCCCAGAUUCAAUUCAAAACCUGAGUAGACAUCAAAGCUGGUAGACAGAAGUGGCACAAUGCCCCGUUUUACUGUGCAUGUCAGAGAUGAGUGGCUUACUGUUCCCUGUAAGGAUUCAUCCUGCACUAUACAGUGGUUAGGAGUGGAGGCUCUCAAGCGUUAUGUCAAGAACAAGCCUGAUAAUGGAGGGUUCUCGCAUGUCAAAGAUGUUUGCUUUGUGGCAAGGAGGUGCCAGGGACAGGGACUGUUGGACACUGAUGAUACAAUAGAUGACGUCUUGGAGGACAAUGACUUUGUUGAGCUUGAAAUAAAAGGAGACACCAUGUCUUCUGACUUCAUUCCUAGCCAACCUGGAAUGUCAUAUCUAACAAGAGCCUACAGAGAGCCAGAGGAGUACCUGUACCUAGAUGGCAACAGUCUAAAUUCAACCGAUCUAGUCAACCUAGGAAGAGGCCACUACAAGAUUAAGUUGACCCCUGAGGCUGAAAGAAACGUAGAGCAGUCCAGAGCUCUGGACACCAUAGUGAAAGAAAAAAAAGUUGUGUAUGGAAUCACCACUGGAUUUGGGAAGUUCGCUAGAACCGUCAUCCCGAUCAGCAAACUCAAGGAACUACAGGAGAAUCUCAUUCGCUCCCACUCAGCAGGCGUGGGCAGCCCACUGAACCCUGAGAGGACUCGAAUGUUGCUAGCCCUCCGAAUAAACGUGCUAGCUAAGGGAUACAGCGGGAUCUCUCUGGAAACCCUGCACAGUAUGAUGCAGGCAUUCAACGCAUCCUGUUUGUCUUUCGUUCCAGAGAAGGGAACAGUGGGUGCCAGUGGAGACCUCGCUCCUCUCUCACACUUAGCUCUGGGGCUGAUGGGAGAGGGCAAAAUGUGGUCGCCUAAGAGUGGGUGGGCUGAUGCGAAAUAUGUUUUGGAAGCGCAUGGCCUGAAGCCUAUAUCACUGAAACCAAAAGAGGGUCUGGCUCUGAUUAACGGGACACAGAUGAUCACCUCCAUGGGUGCAGAGGCUGUAGAGAGGGCAGAGUCCAUUGCCAGACAGGCCGAUAUCAUUGCUGCACUCACCCUGGAGGUCCUGAAGGGAACCACCAAAGCAUUUGACAGUGACAUCCAUGAGCUGCGGCCACACCCAGGACAGAAAGAGGUGGCAUUGCGUUUCCGGGCUCUUCUGGACUCUGAUCACCACCCCUCUGAGAUUGCAGAAAGCCACAGGUUUUGUGACCGUGUCCAGGAUGCCUACACCAUGCGUUGCUGUCCCCAGGUCCAUGGCAUCGUUAAUGACACAAUUGCUUUCGUCAAAAAUAUCAUAAAUACAGAAAUUAACAGUGCUACAGAUAACCCUAUGGUUUUUGCAGAAAGGGGAGAAACCAUUUCAGGAGGAAAUUUUCAUGGAGAAUAUCCGGCAAAGGCGCUUGAUUAUUUGUCCAUAGGAGUUCACGAACUGGCUUCCAUCAGCGAACGUCGUAUUGAGCGUCUGUGUAACCCAUCUCUCAGUGAGCUACCUGCAUUCCUGGUUAAUGAAGGGGGGCUGAACUCCGGCUUUAUGAUUGCACACUGCACUGCGGCAGCUCUCGUUUCUGAAAAUAAGGUGUUGUGCCACCCGUCCUCAGUGGAUUCACUAUCCACAAGUGCAGCCACAGAAGAUCACGUGUCCAUGGGAGGAUGGGCUGCCAGAAAGGCUCUAAGAGUGAUCGAACAUGUGGAGCAAGUGCUGGCUAUCGAAAUGUUAGCCGCUUGUCAGGGUAUUGAGUUUCUCCGGCCACUUCACACCACAACACCUCUGGAGAAGGUGUAUGACCUUGUUCGUUCAGUGGUCAAGCCCUGGAUAAAAGACAGGUUUAUGGCUGCAGAUAUUGAGACUGCUCAUCGGCUUCUCAUAGAGCAGAAGGUAUGGAAUGUUGCUAAGCCAUACAUCGAUAAGUACUGUACAGAGCAUUUCCCUGAAUCACGUCCAUCCUCCCCGACUGCAUUCUCUCUUGAGUCACCACCAUCUCCGCAGAAACGAGUCCGGCUUGAGUGACAGAGAUGCUGAGACACAGAGACGCAGAGACACACUGAGAAAAGAUUUUAUAUAAGCCAUAGUUAUUUACACAGUGCUGAGAAAGGUCUUUAAACCUACCAAUGUGCUGCGUAUAACUCAUUGUAUAUGUUACUAGGUCAUAAAUGUAAAUGUUGUUGUUGUUUUCCUGCUCUGUAAACAAUGCAUUAAUUGUACAUCGAUUUUGUCUUUAUGUACUGUGUGAAAUAAUUUGCUGAUCAUCAUUUGACCUUAUGAAAAAAAACACAAGCUCUGAAAACAAAUGCAAUAAAAAGUAACAUUAA
Messenger RNA from Silurus meridionalis, 2327 nucleotides. RefSeq names its product histidine ammonia-lyase (gene hal). Gene Ontology annotation, biological process: L-histidine catabolic process. Gene Ontology annotation, molecular function: histidine ammonia-lyase activity. The record is from RefSeq and is a predicted model, not a curated record. NCBI's taxonomy places the organism in Eukaryota, Metazoa, Chordata, Actinopteri, Siluriformes, Siluridae. Gene Ontology annotation, cellular component: cytoplasm.